CCACAUGCUGGAACGCACGUUGGAACGCAAGAUACUGCAUGUGAGCAGGUCGGACCGAGUGAGAGGGUUUGUUCUUAUGGAAUCUGGGGCAGGAUAUUGAUAGAAAGUAACUUUUAUUAAUUAAUGUAAAUCAAACAAUGUUUAAUACAGGAAGCUGAGCUUUGUCUGGAGAUAACUCUAAUUUAAUGGAUGUUUAUCUCAGGGCUGGGCACCAUUCACAGUGCUACUAUUAUUAUUAUUUUAUUAUUUAUAUAGAGCCAUCAGAUUCCGUACAUUCACAGGGUUAUUAUUUUAUUAUUUAUAUAGCGCCAUCAGACUCCGUGCAUUCACAGGGUUAUUAUUAUUAUUUUAUUAUUUAUAUAGCGUAAUCAGAUUCCGUGCAUUCACAGGGUUAUUAUUAUUAUUUUAUUAUUUAUAUAGCGCCAUCAGACUCCAUGCAUUCACAGGGUUAUUAUUAUUAUUUUAUUAUUUAUAUAGCGCCAUCAGAUUCCAUGCAUUCACAGGGUUAUUAUUAUUAUUUUAUUAUUUAUAUAGCGUAAUCAGAUUCCAUGCAUUCACAGGGUUAUUAUUAUUAUUUUAUUAUUUAUAUAGCGUAAUCAGAUUCCGUGCAUUCACAGGGUUAUUAUUAUUAUUAUUAUUAUUAUUAUUUAUAUAACGCCAUCAGACUCCGUGCAUUCACAGGGUUAUUAUUAUUAUUUUAUUAUUUAUAUAGCGCCAUCAGACUCCAUGCAUUCACAGGGUUAUUAUUAUUAUUUUAUUAUUUAUAUAGCAUAAUCAGAUUCCUUGCAUUCCCAGCGUUAUUAUUAUUAUUUUAUUAUUUAUAUAGCACCAUCAGAUUCCAUGCAUUCACAGGGUUAUUAUUAUUAUUUUAUUAUUUAUAUAGCGCCAUCAGAUUCCAUGCAUUCACAGGGUUAUUAUUAUUAUUUUAUUAUUUAUAUAGCGUAAUCAGAUUCCGUGCAUUCACAGGGUUAUUAUUAUUAUUAUUAUUAUUAUUAUUUAUAUAACGCCAUCAGACUCCGUGCAUUCACAGGGUUAUUAUUAUUAUUUUAUUAUUUAUAUAGCGCCAUCAGACUCCAUGCAUUCACAGGGUUAUUAUUAUUAUUUUAUUAUUUAUAUAGCAUAAUCAGAUUCCUUGCAUUCCCAGCGUUAUUAUUAUUAUUUUAUUAUUUAUAUAGCACCAUCAGAUUCCGUGCAUUCACAGGGUUAUUAUUAUUAUUAUUUUAUUAUUUAUAUAGCGCCAUCAGAUUCCGUGCAUUCACAGGGUUAUUAUUAUUAUUUUAUUAUUUAUAUAGCGCCAUCAGAUUCCGUGCAUUCACAGGGUUAUUAUUAUUAUUUUAUUAUUUAUAUAGCGCCAUCAGAUUCCGUGCAUUCACAGGGUUAAUAUUAUUUAUUAUUUAUAUAGCGCCAUCAGACUCCGUACAUUCACAGGGUUAUUAUUAUUUUAUUAUUUAUAUAGCGCCAUCAGAUUCCGUGCAUUCACAGGGUUAUUAUUAUUAUUUUAUUAUUUAUAUAGCGCCAUCAGAUUCCGUGCAUUCACAGGGUUAUUAUUUUAUUAUUUAUAUAGCGCCAUCAGAUUCCGUGCAUUCACAGGGUUAUUAUUAUUAUUUUAUUAUUUAUUUAGCGCCAUAAGAUUCCGUGCAUUCACAGGGUGGUUAUUAUUAUUAUUAUUAUUAUUUUAUUAUUUAUUUAGCGCCAUAAGAUUCCGUACAUUCACAGGGUUAUUAUUAUUAUUUUAUUAUUUAUAUAGCGCCAUCAGACAGGGUUACUAUUAUUAUUUUAUUAUUUAUUUAGCGCCAUAAGAUUGCGUGCAUUCACAGGGUUAUUAUUAUUAUUUUAUUAUUUAUUUAGCGCCAUAAGACUCUGUACAUUCACAGGGUUAUUAUUAUUAUUUUAUUAUUUAUAUAGCGCCAUCAGAUUCCGUGCAUUCACAGGGUUAUUAUUAUUAUUUUAUUAUUUAUAUAGCGCCAUCAGAUUCCGUGCAUUCACAGGGUUAUUAUUUUAUUAUUUAUAUAGCGCCAUCAGAUUCUGUGCAUUCACAGGGUUAUUAUUAUUAUUUUAUUAUUUAUUUAGCACCAUAAGAUUCCGUGCAUUCACAGGGUUAUUAUUAUUAUUAUUUUAUUAUUUAUUUAGCGCCAUAAGAUUCCGUACAUUCACAGGGUUAUUAUUAUUAUUUUAUUAUUUAUAUAGCGCCAUCAGACAGGGUUACUAUUAUUAUUUUAUUAUUUAUUUAGCGCCAUAAGAUUCCGUGCAUUCACAGGGUUAUUAUUAUUAUUAUUAUUAUUAUUAUUAUUUUAUUAUUUAUUUAGCGCCAUAAGAUUCCGUGCAUUCACAGGGUUAAUAUUAUUAUUUUAUUAUUUAUAUAGAGCCAUCAGAUUCCGUGCAUUCACAGGGUUAUUAUUAUUAUUAUUAUUAUUAUUUAUAUAGCGCCAUCGGAUUCCGUACAUUCACAGGGUUAUUAUUAUUAUUUUUUUAUUUAUAUAGCGCCAUCAGAUUCCAUGCAUUCACAGGGUUAUUAUUAUUAUUUUAUUAUUUAUAUACCGCCAUCAGACUCCGUGCAUUCACAGGGUUGUUAUUAUUAUUAUUAUUAUUAUUAUUAUUAUUAUUAUUAUUAUUUAUUUAGCGCCAUAAGAUUCCGUGCAUUCACAGGGUUAUUAUUAUUUUAUUAUUUAUAUAGCGCCAUCAGAUUCCGUGCAUUCACAGGGUUAUUAUUAUUAUUAUUAUUAUUAUUUAUAUAGCGCCAUCGGAUUCCGUACAUUCACAGGGUUAUUAUUAUUAUUUUUUUAUUUAUAUAGCGCCAUCAGAUUCCAUGCAUUCACAGGGUUAUUAUUAUUAUUUUAUUAUUUAUAUAGCGCCAUCAGACUCCGUGCAUUCACAGGGUUAUUAUUUUAUUAUUUAUAUAGCGCCAUCAGACUCCGUACAUUCACAGGGUUAUUAUUAUUAUUUUAUUAUUUAUAUAGCACCAUCAGACUCUGUACAUUCACAGGGUUAAUAUUAUUAUUUUAUUAUUUAUAUAGCGCCAUCAGAUUCCGUACAUUCACAGGGUUAUUAUUUUAUUAUUUAUAUAGCGCCAUCAGAUUCCGUGCAUUCACAGGGUUAUUAUUAUUAUUAUUAUUUAUAUAGCGCCAUCGGAUUCCGUACAUUCACAGGGUUAUUAUUAUAAUUUUUUUAUUUAUAUAGCGCCAUCAGAUUCCAUGCAUUCACAGAGUUAUUAUUAUUAUUUUGUUAUUUAUAUAGCGCCAUCAGACUCUGUGCAUUCACAGGGUUAUUAUUAUUAUUAUUAUUAUUAUUUUUAUUAUUUAUAUAGAGCCAUCAGAUUCCGUACAUUCACAGGGUUAUUAUUAUUUUAUUAUUUAUAUAGCGCCAUCAGAUUCCGUGCAUUCACAGGGUUAUUAUUAUUAUUAUUUAUAUAGCGCCAUCGGAUUCCGUACAUUCACAGGGUUAUUAUUAUUAUUUUAUUACUUAUAUAGCGCCAUCAGACUCCGUGCAUUCACAGGGUUAUUAUUAUUAUUUUAUUAUUUAUAUAGCGCCAUCAGACUCCGUGCAUUCACAGGGUUAUUAUUAUUAUUUUAUUAUUUAUAUAGCGCCAUCAGACUCUGUACAUUCACAGGGUUAAUAUUAUUUUAUUAUUUAUAUAGCGCCAUCAGAUUCCGUACAUUCACAGGGUUAUUAUUAUUUUAUUAUUUAUAUAGCGCCAUCAGAUUCCAUGCAUUCACAGGAUUAUUAUUAUUAUUAUUAUUAUUAUUAUUUAUAUAGCGCCAUCGGAUUCCGUACAUUCACAGGGUUAUUAUUAUUAUUUUUUUAUUUAUAUAGCGCCAUCAGAUUCCAUGCAUUCACAGGGUUAUUAUUAUUAUUUUAUUAUUUAUAUAGCGCCAUCAGACUCCGUGCAUUCACAGGGUUAUUAUUAUUAUUUUAUUAUUUAUAUAGCGCCAACCAUCUCUGUACAUUCACAGGGUUAAUAUUAUUAUUUUAUUAUUUAUAUAGCGCCAUCAGACUCCGUACAUUCACAGGGUUAUUAUUAUUAUUUUAUUAUUUAUAUAGCGCCAUCAGACUCUGUACAUUCACAGGGUUAUUAUUAUUAUUUUAUUAUUUAUAUAGCGCCAUCAGACUCCGUACAUUCACAGGGUUAUUUUUAUUAUUUUAUUAUUUAUAUAGCGCCAUCAGACUCCGUACAUUCGCAGGGUUAUUAUUAUUAUUAUUAUUUUAUUAUUUAAAUAGUGCCAUCAGAUUCCGUAGCGCUGUACUAUGGGGUUAUUCACUGAGGGUAGAAUUGUCCCCAAUACAAAGUGAACCAGCCAGAGAGAAACACUCCAAAGAAAGAGGACUUUAGAAUGUUUGCAGGGCCUUUUAUAACUUGGACUGACAGUUGAUUGGCUAUGUUAUGUGAUGCCAAUGUUCUGUUUUUUGUUUUUCUUCAAUUUGCAUUCGUUUAUUGUAUUCUUUGCUUCUAAUUAAAUCACAGAAAAAGAAAUGCAUAAUAGGAACCUCUUUGUCCUAUCAAAUUCUAAAUUAAACAUUCUGUGCGAUAAAAAGAAGUUUAAACAUUAGAUCUCUCUUUACAGGAAGUGUGUAGGAAGAAUGUGUCAUAUGCAAGGAGGUGUGGCUAGGAGCAUCAUAAACAAAGUGACUUAACUCCUAAAUGGCAGAUAGCUGAGCAGUGAGACGGCAAUGACGCCUUUUCAUCGUAACUCUAUUAGUUUCCCCUUCUCUUCAUUAGUUUUUGUCGCCUAAUAUUAUUAUCCACUGUGUCACUUUUACUUCCAGGAAUAUUUGAUGUUGACUGCGAGUGUUGAGUGUGAGUGUUGCUGUAUGUAAAGUUAUUCCCUUUUAUUUGAAGAAUAGCUUUCAGUUUUUCACUAUGUAUAAAUGUAUUAAUCUGAUUUAUUAAUAAUAAAGCUUAGUGUUUGUGUCAAACAGUUAAUUAAAUUAUAAUUGGGCAUAAGGAUGUAUCUGCUCUUAAAAUUAUAUGGUGGGGUUAAAUGUAUUGAUGUGGGUUGAGCUUACAAAGCCGCCCAUGGUGGAGGCAGAAUUGAGAAGGAUAUAAAGGUGCAGCUGGCAGGAAAUGGCAGGUGUAAAUGUUCAUACAGUAAAAAUGUACGUUGUUUUUCCCAUUCCUUUAAACACGCUAACAGUUAACUGCUUCUCUGUGUUUGUUUGUUUUUAAUGAUGUGAACUUUGCUUUGCUGUGUAGAGCAGAUCGCUUUCUGUACUCGUUCUUUGGGUUGUGCAAGUAAGUUCCAAUUUAUGUGACAGGCAUUGUGUGUCCUGAUGAUGAAUUUUAGAAAUGAAUGAAAUGAUGAAUUUUAGAAAAUUAGACUAUCAGCUUGAAUGAAGAAAUACUCGUAUAUUAAGUGUAAAAAUAAAGUGAGUGGAUUUGUAUGUUCUUCUCUUUAAUGCAGAAUGGGUCGUCCAGCAUCAAAAAAGACUAAAAAGAAGACUGUGAAAAAAGAAGAAAAAACAAAGGCUUGCGAAGGUGCAGUGUGUCCACCGGACUGGGUGACAGAAGGGAGAAUGGCUUAUUCAGUAAACUGGACAUUGCAGAAUAGAGUGUGAUUAUUCACAUUCUAGUCAAUGAAAGUAGUUCGGUAGGAUAAUUAGAAUUAAAUCUCCUGUUUUAAAGGGUUAGUUUCAUGUCUUGCUUUAUACUGUGUGUGCUUUAUACAUUGCCUGUGUUAUAUGGGGGGAGUGCUAGCACCUUUCUGUAUGUAGAACAUUACAUCCUCAGUGACUGCUUACACAGAUAACAGGAUUACUGUACUAUUGCCAAAUACAUCACUUGGACUAAAAGGAACCCCCUAAAAAGAAGAUUUAAAACAACACUAAUGAUUUAAAAUAUUUUAUUAAUAAUGUUAGUGUUCCUCUCCUAGUUUACAUUAUUGGGCCCCUUGAAAAAUCAGACACAUUUAAACUCCCCUUUUGUCCAGUACCAUCCCUGUCUUGCAGAUUAGCCAUCCCUGCCAUGGGACAUACUGAUGAGUUCAGUGCUGAGGGAUUUGUUUGCCUGUUGUUUUCUCUGUGCAGACAUCUUGCCCCCGUCCUCGCUGUAUCACUCCUUUACAACGCAGGAGACCGUGGAACUCAGGAAGUGUCUGCUUACAUGGUAUGAUAAAUGCAAGAGAAACCUGCCUUGGAGAUCUCUGGUAAGAACAUGGAUAUGAAACAUAUUACAAUACUGUACCGCCCAGUAGGACAAACCGCUUUACUAUCUAUGAUAUUAUUAUUAUUAUUAUUAUUAUUAUUAUCCAUUUGUGUUUUAUUAUGAGCGCUUUUCCUGCUGAUAGAUUUGUCCAGUGAAGUAUUGAUGUUUCUCCUAAAAAGUUUGUUUACUUGCAAUAUAUUUUUCUUGUGUUUAAACAUUACUGAAUGUUUAUUGUAUUCUAACAAUUCAUUGUUUUAUGUUAUUAGAUAUUUAUAUAUACACUUAUAUAUAUUCCCAAAUUGCUGUACCUUUUUAUUUCUGUGGGGCUCUGCGACACACUCAUACAUUAUAUAUUAGUGUGAGUUUUAUUACUGUGGAGCUCUGUCAUACAUUUUCACGUUAUCAUACGUUUUAUUGCUGUGGAGCUUUUUGAUACAGUCAUACACAGUGUAUAUUCCUGUCAAUUUUAUUGCUGCGGAUAUCUAUGAUACACACAUAUAUACUGCACGUUAUUGUGAGUUUUAUUGCUGUGGAGCUCUGUGAUACAUUUUCACAUUACCGUACGUUUUAUUGCUGUGGAGCUUUUUGAUACAGUCAUACACAGUGUAUAUUCCUGUCAAUUUUAUUGCUGCGGAUAUCUAUGAUACACACAUAUAUACUGCACGUUAUUGUGAGUUUUAUUGCUGUGGAGCUCUGUGAUACAUUUUCACAUUACCGUACGUUUUAUUGCUGUGGAGCUUUUUGAUACAGUCAUACACAGUGUAUAUUCCUGUCAAUUUUAUUGCUGCGGAUAUCUAUGAUACACACAUAUAUACUGCACGUUAUUGUGAGUUUUAUUGCUGUGGAGCUUUGCGAAACACUCAUACACUAUACAUUAUUGUGAGUCUUAUUGCUGUGGAGCUUUGUUAUACACUAUAUAUGAUUGUGAGUUUUAUUAGUGUGGAUAUGUAUGAUACACUUAUAUACUCCACGUUACUGUGAGUUUUAUUGCUGUGGAGCUCUGUGAUGAACAGUGCUGUGGAGCUCUGAUACACAUAAAUACCUCUUAAAGGGACUCUCCAGUGCCAGGAAAACAAACCCGUUUUCCUGGCACUGCAGAAUCCUGCAGUCCCACCCUCCCUCCCGCCCUCCAUCCCAUGUUGCUGAUGGGGUUAAAACCCCUUCAGUGACUUUCCUAAAUCCACCGAUGUCCCUCGGCGCUGGGUCAGGCUCCGCCCACGCAAUGGCCGCGCACGCAUUAGACCUCUCCAUAGGAAAGCAUUAUUCAAUGCUUUCCUAUGGGGAUUCCGGCAACGCUGGAGAUCCUAAUUCAUAGCAUGAGUACGUCCGGUGUUAUUUAAAACAAUUUUCUUGUUUUAAGAAGCCGGAUUUCCCUCUAGUGGCUGUCUGAUAGACAGCCACUAGACGAGGACUUAACCCUGCAAGGUAAUUAUUGCAGUUUAUAAAAACUGCAAUAAUUACACUUGCAGGGUUAAGGGUGGUGGGAGUUGGCACCCAGACCACUCCAAUGGGCAGAAGUGGUCUGGGUGCCUGGAGUGUCCCUUUAAUUUGUUUUUUGAAAUAAAUAUUAAUGUAUUUUGAAUUGUAUUAAUUUGCACACUAACAAUAAAUAACUAUGCUAAUCUAUUAAGUGCUGUGAAUAAGAUAGCUGUGUAAGAUGUUUUUUUUUUUUAAAUAAAAGAGAAUAUUCCUUUUAUUUUAGGCAAAUACUGAGUUGGACUUGGACCGCAGGGCUUACGCAGGUGAGACAUCUUGUGGUAUCGAUGAAGAAUUGCAUCCAUGUUUGAUAACAACAUAAGAGGGAUUUUACACUAUAGUAAAUUAACAUCAGGCAGUGAGUUCUAGUCAAUUGUCAGUGGAAUAGUAUGAUUUAAACUAAAAUGUACAACUUCGAGUUCCUGACUAAUUUUGCACAUUACGAAGUUUCAUGUACCCUUCAUGGUACACACAGCAAACACAUAAGCUUCAUAUAUACAUUGUUUGUGCAGUAUUUUGUAGAUUUACUUUAAAAACUAUGAAGUCCCCCUUCACUAGUAGCUACAGCACUCACUCAUUAAGGGGUAUAGGAAUGGAUUGUCAGAUAUUACAGAUGCACAGGCAGUUCAUUCAGUAUGUUGGCAUUGCCCUGCUUGAUUAGUGUCAGAGAGAGGCUUGCCCAAGAACAGACUGGGACAUGGUGCAACAUUAUAGAAUGUGACGGCAGAUAAGAACCAUUCGGCCCAUCUAGUCUGCCCAAUUUUCUAAAUACUUUCAUUACUCCCUGGCCUUAUCUUAUAGUUAGGAUAGCCUUAUGCCUAUCUCACGCAUGCUUAAACUCCUUUACUGUGUUAACCUCUACCACUUCAGCUGGAAGGCUAUUCAUGCAUCCACUACCCUCUCAGUAAAGUAAUACUUCCUGAUAUUAUUUUUAAACCUUUGUCCCUCUAAUUUAAGACUAUGUCCUCUUGUUGUGGUAGUUUUUCUUCUUUUAAAUAUAGUCUCCUCCUUUACUGUGUUGAUUCCUUUUAUGUAUUUAAAUGUUUCUAUCAUAUCCCCCCUGUCUCGUCUUUCCUCCAAGCUAUACAUGUUAAGAUCCUUUAACCUUUCCUGGUAGGUUUUAUCCCGCAAUCCAUGAACCAGUUUAGUAGCCCUUCUCUGAACCCUCUCUAAGGUAUCAAUAUCCUUCUGAAGAUACGGUCUCAGUACUGUGUACAAUACUCCAAGUGAGGUCUCACCAGUGUUCUGUACAAUGGCAUGAGCACUUCCCUCUUUCUACUGCUAAUACCUCUCCCUAUACAACCAAGCAUUCUGCUAGCAUUUCUGCUGCUCUAUUACAUUGUCUGCCUACCUUUAAGUCAUCAGAAAUAAUCACCCCUAAAUCCCUUUCCUCAUAUGUUGAGGUUAGGACUCUAUCAAAUAUUCUGUACUCUGCCCUUGGGUUUUUAGGUCCAAGAUGCAUUAUCUUGCCCUUAUCCACAUUAAAUGUCAGUUGCCACAAUUCUGACCAUUUUUCUAGUUUACCUAAAUCAUUUGUCAUUUGGCUUAUCCCUCCUGGAACAUCAACCCUGUUACAUAUCUUAUUGUGGGUGAAACAAAGCCAAUGGUAAUGUCUGCAUUGAUGGGUAGAAGGUUGUGGUUGUGCAUCUCUCUCUCUAUUCCGAUCACCGAUGGCAGAUCUCGCUACCUCCCUCUGUUCUACCAAGGGUUCAGGACAGCACCAGUCCUUGCCACUUCAACCACCUUUCCAAGUAACACCAGGUGCAGCAACACACCAGAUCAGUGUACCUCUUUGUCAUCCAUAACCUGUACCCCCUGUCCGCCCGGUCCCUCCCCCCUAUACAUUCCCAGAUUUAGCUAAAAUUCCUGUCCGUUCCCUGUAAAGCAUUUCAUAGCAGCCUAACUGUACAGUAUAUCAUCACUAAUAAUUAAUCUCUUUCAAAACCUCUCCAGGGCUGUUCUUUCUUUCGUAAAUCCCUUCCCCAGGUUUUCUGAGCCAGGAUGUUCUCUUAGUAACCUUGUGAUAUCAGAUGAAUCCCAGUCACCUCUUCAAUAACUGUCACGCAAUGCACAGUGUCUUAAAGCCAGAAAUCAUGAUUGACCUGUUACUGAUGCUUUAUUGAAAUGUAAGCCUUAGGAAUUUUUGUCCAAAAUCUGCAGUUUCUGAGUAAAUUCUCCACAAUUCAGUUUGAUAUUUAAAGGGGCCAGAACAACUACAGCUUAUUGUAUUCGUUCCGGUGAGUAUAAUCAUUUCCUUUGGGCUUGUUGCAGUAAACACUGUCUUUUCAGAGAAAAUGCAGUGUUUACAUAACAGCCUAGUGAUAAAUCCACUCCUCAGAUAGUUGCUAGAGGUGCUUCCUGGGGCAGUGCUAUUAGAUUGCAGACCGUAUUAAUAGCGUUCCAUGUGGUGUCUAGUUUAACACGCUCUCCUCUCUCGUAGUGUGGGUGUCCGAGAUCAUGUUGCAGCAGACUCAGGUGGCUACUGUGAUUGACUAUUAUAACAGAUGGAUGAAGGUAAUUUAGAGUUAAGUUCAGAUGGUGGCAUGAGGAGGGGUCUUCUCCAUAGCGGUUUGUUUGAGAAAUUAUAACAAAUAGGGACAUCUAAUAGUCUAAAAUCUUAAAACCAAGUGUGAAGUGCAGAAUGGAUAAGGAAUCACUCACAUUUUAUUGAGCUAUAAACCUAGCUCAAGUUGGAUCAGCAGAUAGGUCCGUUUAGGCGACCUUCCCCUUCUUGUAAAAGACGUUUUAUUUCAUCCUAUCUAUACAAGCACAGAAAGAAAUAUAUAUAGUGCAAUAAUGUAGUAUACGUAUAUGUAAAAAUACACAUGCGAAAUGGUACUCACAAAGAAAAUGUGAGCGACGAACACGAGAUCUCAUCCGAUACGACGGAUAACCCUGACCCGCAGUAACUCCAUAGGUCAAAGGGGGACCUCUUAGGGCUGUGGGGAUAUUUAUGGGAUAAUAAUAGUAACAGUGAGAAUUGCCCACUAAUUCAAUUCUCAGAUCCCAAAGAACGUUUAUCGUGUUAAGUGGAAUGUAUUUCAUAUAAUAAUAUCACAAUGUAUAAAAAUAGAUUUUUAUUUAUAAUGACAAAUUAAUAAUAAUAAUAAUAUUAUAUGUAACAUGCAUAACAAUAAUCAAUGAAUAUCCAGUACAAAAUUAUAUGCAAUACAAAGAAAUGGGUAUUACGUUUCAAUGGCUAAAACAGCAUUAUCUGUCAAGACUUAUUUAUUACCAUCUUUAACACAGACUGAAAGUAAAACUUUUCACACAGAGAACAGAAUUCCUCAGAGUGCAGCGUAAGGUCGUAAAGUUUAGCAGACAGUUAGAAUAACCCUUUCAAUGCUGGCUAGAUCUCCUAGGUAGUUAAGAUCUAUUCUUAUGUAAUUUUUAAAUAAAAUAACAUUUAAACCAGUCCAUUAGCCAUUUCCUGAAAACAAUCCAAUAAGAGAAUCUACCACAUUAUAUAAGCAGAUUUUUAAUUUGUCUAAAAGAUAUCUAUCUUAAUUUAGAGCAAAUCAAUACACCUGGAUAAAAACAGCGGUAUGCUAACACGUGAUAAUAUCACAUCAAUAUAUAAUUAUUCUUAAUUCCACCUGCAGAAUGGAAUGUUUAUAACUAUAUAUUCUUAGUUAACUAAGAUUUCUUAAUAUGGAAAUCUGACCGUGCUUUAUCCAGUCAUAUAUAAUGCUAUUAAUACAUUUUAAUUAAUUUAAUUUAAUUAAAUGAAACCAGUAUAAUUACCAGUUGAGUAGAUAUUUCAUCCGAUUGGUAGUCUCUCUGCAUGGAGGUGUUGGUUAGAAAGUCAGUAAAUUCUAAGUGUUAGAGUUUUAGGAGUAGAGUGUUAGUCUCAGAUGUUAUCUGAGUUGGAAUCCCCAAACUUCCAAUUCCUCUCUCCUCUCCUUUGCAUCUCUUGCAUCUGCCUCCUCUCUCGUAUCUUGUAUCUUCCCUUUGUCUUAACUUUUAAAGGGCCAGACUCUCUGUACGUCAUCAGUUGAUAACCCAAUAGAAGCACUAGAGGUGUGGUUAUCUUCCAGAUCGCAAAUUAGUUAUUUGGUCUGUAGAGGGCAGUCUUGUCCCACUAAACAUACCUAUCCAGGAAAGAGUUAACUUUUCCUGGUGGCUAUUUUGACGUCAUUUUGCGUUAUCUUUAUAGCGCCAUAAUUUAAAAUUUCAAAGGGUUUCUUAAAUUUUGUCCAGACUUAGCGUCUGCAAUUCCUGCCAUAAUUUCUGAUAUGACAGAUCAUGAACUAAGUUUACCCUUUUCCAUACAAUGGUACCUUAUAUAUAUAUAUAGACAGUUAAAUUUCAUUAUUUAAUCUUCUCUGUCACAAUUGUCUGGGUUUAGAUUUGAUUAUAUUCCAUUAGCAUUAGACAGUCUGUCCAACCCCCUUCCUUAUCACUUGUUUAUACUAUGCAUUCCUUAGCUCUGGGAAAGUGGUUAGCUUACAGAUAGAAAUACUGUGUCUCUUUGUUAACUUGAAAUAACAAAAUGGAGUCUGGUCUGUUCAGAGUGACUCAGAAUAUACACUUUUAGUUUCUAUCAUAGCACAAAAUGUCUGCCGAUAUAAAUACUCUGACAGGGCGUGACCCAUAUCCCCACAGAACCACAAGGGGGGGCAUCUUGAGCACAUCUGGACAUGACUCGCAUAUCACCUCUCUAAGACAAUGCUGACAAUCAGAUUAACGGACGUGUGCAGCAGCCCCGAGAUAUAGCAACACACACAUACACCACGACACUAUACCUCUCCUGAUGAAUCCUAGAAAACACAUACUCCGCACCUACACAGACCCAAGCAAGGGCCCUCACGGCUGACCUCACCUUGACAUGCCGCAACAUGAUAACUAGCAAGAACCUCGACCAGGUUAAUAACUACCGCGCCCAACCCGGAUGGGCUCUAACACACGGGAAAAGGACGCAAAUCUCGCACAUCCGACCAAACAAGCCCAUUUCUAUAGAAACAACUCGAUUGCCAUAUGGACAGGGUCACUGUCGGUUGCAGAUGGAUUACAAGGGGGUAGACUGACUAAACUAAGCCCUGGGUACGUACGGACCUCUUCUCACUGCUCCCCAUAUCCCUGCAUUGUGGAUCUCGUAUCAGACAGACACCACACACUCCUACACACGACCACUAGUUAGGAUAUUAUCCUUCACACCGAAACACACAACAUACAUUCAUUGACAAUUACUCUGGCUUCACCCCAAUCAAGGAACCGCAUCCUUAGAGCACAUAUGAGCGCUACCAUACCCACGUAGCUCUAGCUCUAUAUGGAAGCCCCUGACUCCAGGAUAUAUUGGGACGAUAAUAUUUUUCAAUUCACGCUUUAGAAAAUAAACAGAAUUGUACCCUAUCAUUGGUUGUAUAUUGGAACAGGGAACAUCCCUGCAUAUGUACAUGUAUAUGUUAUACUUCAAAAAUGCUACCUUCACUGUUUGACUGAUGUGGGCCUGCGAGCCCUGAAAUUUAUCGUACCUAAUUGCUAAUAAAAACCUGAUUAACAAAAAAAGAAAAUGUGAGCGAUUCCUUAUCCAUUCUGCACUUCACACUUGGUUUUAAGAUUUUACACUAUUGGAUGUUCCUGGUUUUUUAUAGGCACUUUGUUGCUUAUAUUGUAAACACCUAUCAACCGUUGUUUUAAGGUAUUUGCCGUUAUUGGAAUUUUAUGUGCAUAUUUGGAGAGACAGCACUUGGUGUUUUAGCAGCUUAAUUUUAACAGUUUCCUUUAUAAGCACUUGCACUUUUGUAAGAUCCUAAAUAUAUUUUAAGUUAGCGCUGGUAUACUACAUCUUUGUUGUGUUUGAUAAAUUAGUUUAUGGGAAAAGAUUGGUGACAUUAAAACACUCCCAUCAUCCUCUGCUUUACAGUGACUGGCUAAACCUUAAAACACUCUCAUCAUCCUCAGCCAUACAGUGACUGGCUAAACAUUAAAACACUCCCCUCGUCCUCUGCCAUACAGUGACUGGCUAAACAUUAAAACACUCCCCUCGUCCUCUGCCAUACAGUGACUGGCUAAACAUUAAAACACUCCCCUCAUCCUCUGCCAUACAGUGACUGGCUAAACAUUAUAACUCUCCUAUCAUCAUCUGUCUGGCUAAAAACUCAUUUUAGUAAUAGUGAAUAAUGUUUUGCUAUUCUGUUUUAUUUUUUUUUUCCUACAGACCUGGCCAACACUUGACGACCUUGCUUCAGCAUCUCUGGAGGUAAAAUAAAUUACCUGUUUAGGGAUUCCCCUUAUCACCACCACAGAAGAAGAACAUCCAUCGUGUUUUGUAUAAAUAAAUUGUAUUUGAAGGUGAAAUAGCUUCCUGGCUCCUGGUUAGUGUUGGGAUCUGAAUUACAAAUAGUUAACUAGUCACCACAUUUCUAUCUUAUCAGAGAGUGAUUCUGCCUGUGUAAUAAUAUGUAACAAUCCCUUUCUGCAGGAGGUGAAUGAGAAAUGGUCUGGACUUGGGUAUUACUCCCGUGGACGGAGAUUGCAAGAAGGAGCCAAAAAGGUCUGUGAACAUUAUUUGCAUUUCGCUGCGCAUCCCAGGAGUCAAUUUCAAAUAAAUGGAGUUUUAUUACCAGUAAAAAUGAAUAUAUUGAUUCCAAAGCUCACAGUUACUUAUCAUAGUCAUUAGUAAUUAGGAUAUAGCAGAACACGAGUCCUCGGCCAGAAUCCAUUUAUUGUAGAUCUAUUUAUAAAGUCUCUGUCUUCAAAAAAACAACACAGCAGCAGUUUAUAAUUAAUUAUAUCUCAUCAGUAACAGGGUAAUAUUGAAUAAGAUGUCAUCUUUAUAAUGUGCUAAAUAAGCAGAUUGUAAUGUGUUGGACACAUUGUGGAGACAUCAGUUCAAUUUGACCAGGCAAUAAAAACCAGACACAUUUUAUUAAGUUUCCAAUGGGCUUAAACGUGGUGUUUAUUCCUGGCCCUUUGCCAGUUUGCGAAUUCUGUGUUUCUGAUUUCUGACGUGGCUUGUUUUUUUGACCAUGCCUGCUUGCUGCCAGUCCUGACUUAAUCUGCUUUCUACAAUCCUGACUUCAGCUCCAUUACUGAUUUGUGUCUAGUUGGUUAACAUUGAAUAGUGUCUUUCAGUCAUUGUAAUCAUAUAGAAAAAAUCCAAGCACACAAGAUCUUCCCCUAUUUUUCAAUAGUUUAGGAAAAUCCUUACAAAUUCUUUAGAAAGGCUUCAUUCUUUAUUUAACGUCUCCCCUUCCUCAUUCCUUUUGUCUGCAGUCACCCUUGCUCCAAUCACAUACAGCUUACUGUGCUGUCACUGGGCAUAUGACCAUUUUUACAUCGAGAUGAAUGUACUCUAUCGUUACCAGUUUUAGUUAUAUUUUAUUUAUUGAUAUGUCCCUUGAGCCCAUAUAAAGCGGUGCAGGAAGUAUUGCUCUUUUUACAUAGCCGUGUAAUAAGCCAUUCUUACACUACGUCACAUUUAAUGUUAAUCUUAUAAAGUAAGUAAAAGUUCAAAUUCUAACCUAAUGAAGAGCGAAACAUGCUUAGUAUGGCCUUUUCAUGUUUCAACGUCUGACAAUGAAAUGCUGAUUUUACAGAAAUUCUCCGAGAGGGUUCUCUGGGCUGACUGACCUUUCACAGCUAAUUAAUAUUUAUAUUAUCUGUGCUGAAAAAAAGUUUUGAAAGAAAAGAAAUGAGAUUUAUUGUUGGCUGAUGUAUUUGCCUAUUAAAAGCAUCCAAAUUGUAUAAACAUUUAUCUGUCUAGUUCAGGGGUAUCAGCCUUUUAAUACCUACUGCCCACUUUUGUAUCUUUGUUGAUGGUAAAAUUUCCUUACGGCCCACCAGUGCCGCAGUAACUAAUUUUAUAGCGCAAGUGUGUAAGGUGCUGUGUGUGUGUGAGAGAGGUGCAGUGUGUUAGGGGGCAGUGUGUGUAAAGGGUGCUGUAUGUGGAUGUGUGAAGGGUGUAGUGUGGGUAAGGGGUGCAGUGUGUGUGAAGGCUGCUGUGUGUGUGAGGGGUGCUCUGCCUGUGUGAGGAGGGAAGUGUGUGUGUGAGGGGGUAGUACCUGUGUGAGGGGGCCGUGUGUGUGUGUUUGCGUGUGAAGGGUGCAUAGGGUCUAUGCUGUGUGUAGGUGGUGAGAUGUGAAAUCUAUUUUAGUGUCUCCCCCUCCCUUCUUCUUACCUUUUACCAGGGAGGGAGGACAUAAUGUUGCAAGCCCUGGUGGUUCAGUGGUGGCAUGUUCACUUUAGCCUCCAGCUCCUCCAGCUGCAGGCUGACUCUCCUGUCCAUCUGCGAGCACCGCACUGUAUUGGAGUGUUGCCAUGGUAACGCACAGCAAUUCUGUGACCAGCAUGCUCGCAGGAGGAACACAGAGCCUCCCAGGCCCUUUCCUCCCUCAUCUGGAACUAAGUGCCAGUGGGCUGGUGAGGGAGAUAUUUGAUCUCCUCACCUGCUGAGAGGGCUUACAGCAAGGCUGGCUCUGCAUGGGCUGGCAGGGGAGAUGAAAGGAUCUCCCUUGCCAGCCUUGGUCCAUGGCCAUCGAGGCCCAUCGGGCGUUUUCUGCAGAACCCUCCAUCGCCCACCUGAAAUCCCAAGCCGAACACUAGUGGGCGGUAGGGACCAGGUUGACUACCCAUGCCGUAGACACUAUAUAUAGUGACAUGCCCUCAGGAUAUCUUUCUUGCCUGCCAAGACUUCCCAGCCUUGUCACUGAGUACUGACAGUAAGUAUCUCUUAAAAAAAUAAUAUAUCUGGAGUUAUUUAUUGUAAACACACGGAGAUCUGUGACAUCUGCUUGGCCUUGUCAGUGUCCAGUAAGUUCUUCUUGGCCUCUGUUAGAAGGCCGUUUUGUGUCCUUUGACCUGAAUUUAUCUGUCAUCAUGGUCAGCCUAUCUUUCAGGAAGGAUUUGUCACUUGCAAGGUACAGUACCCCAUAGGAGUUAGCAGUAAGGAACAGAAUUUAUUUGUUGAGAUAAGUGAACGCUCUGUGCAUCCAUCAAACUGUUCUAGUCUUUUGGGUUGAAUCAAUUUUCUAGUGUUUUUGUUACAUUUAGCAUCCAGAAAGUUGACUUAAGUAUUCUCAUUGGUGUGGGUAAACUGAAUGGCAAGUAUUUAGGUGUGCAACAUAUUCUGUAAUAGCCUGUAUAGACCCUCUGCAGAUUAGCAGUCAUCAACGUAGCGUAGUCAGGAAGACAUGGUGGAAAAAAGUGUUUUAGAAAUAUGGUAUAGGAUGGAGCCAUGUUUGCUCCAUUUCGAAGUCUUUAAAUGUGGUCAGAGAAAAUGUUCAUGUAAUGAAAGUAAUGUUUCAUCAUGACUUUCUCAAUGAGUCCUUCCUCUGGGAGUAGUCCUGCCAUCUCAGUGGGGUAUGGAAGUAUAUAAGUUUUAUUAAUCUAAUAUCACUUGUCUGUCAACAGUAGACAGUUACAUUUUCAGUUUUACCAGUAAGUCUUUAGUGACUCUUACAUAGAAGGACUGGAGCAGACCGGUCAAUAUAUCUUGCAAGCAUUUGGAAAAUAGUCUAUCCCAGCUAGAGUGUUCAUCCAGUUGGGUGAGUUGUGUUUUUAUGGACAUUCUGUGAAGUAUAAAAUGCUGGUGUAGCUGGACAUUUGUUAAUUAGAAAGAAAUGUGGUGAUUUAGGGAUGGAACGGGCAAACAGUCAGCUACAGUUUCUGUUCGUUUUCUCUCCAGUAUUUUCUAGGUGAUGUUGCCUACAUCAUGCUGACCCAUCCUGUUUCUAUGAGUAGACAGGCUUUUAACUGUCAGAGCUGUAAGGCUCAUGGAAAAAUGAUACAAAUUUUAACCACUCUUUGUAGUGGUUUAUAAUAUUUUACAGAGUGAUGGAACUAAAGGAACUCUUUGAUCUUUGGAGAUAUGCUUCAGCCAGGAUGGUCUGGUGUAAUGUGAUGUUAGUUUUAUAGUCCUUUCCUUAGGCAUGCUGAGUUUGCCUUUUGUAAUAAUGUUCUAUUGUUGGAACUUGUGUUAUUAAUUCUGAAAUCAAGGUGUUGAUUAGUGGGAAUACUUGCAAUAUCAGAAAACCUAUAAAGGUAGACUCUUAGUUGAGCAGAAAAGAUCAGCAAAGCAAAGAGAAACAGAAUAUGUCUCAGGGUGCCCAAAGCUAAACUUACUAAACCUUACAAAGCUGAUGACUUCAUGAACUCCUGCGCGAUUUGGGUUCAACUCGUUGGAAGAAGGAGCUGGUUAUUUGUAUCUGCUGUAUAUUAUGUGUAUACAGUCGGCAGUUACAGGUAUCUUUGUGCGAGGAGUGCUUUACUGUCUGCUUUUUAUCUUGGUGAGUGUUUUAUUUUUGUUUACAAAAUCAUCCAUUUUGGGUAAUGGAUCCUUAAUGCAUGUGUAGCGCCGUAGUACGUGGGCCUAUCAGUUGCGCUCUCUACCUGUAUUCUUUGUGAGCUUUACAUGUUCCAACUUGUGAGCAGCAUUGGCUAGGUCACAGUAACUGUACUGGGUCAGUGUUUAGAUACUCCAGGUACUUAUCUUAUAUACAAAUAGUGAGUGUCAGUAAGUAAAUUCUCAGUGUAAGGUAACCAAAUGAAUGGAGAUGUCACAGUAUAAUGCAUGGUAGUGUGUUGUUCAUACAAAUAGGGGAUUAACAUUUCCACUAAGGGUACAAUCCAGUAAAGUCCAAAUUAAGGCACCAUCUUCAUUUCUUUACGUCCUCGCCAAGCUGUUUGCUUUCAUUGCCUUCAGGUAGUGACCGAAUUUGGCGGCCGGAUGCCCCGCAUUGCAGAAGAGCUGCAGAAGUUGUUGCCGGGAGUAGGGCGAUACACAGCAGGAGCAAUCGCUUCUAUUUCCUAUGGCCAGGUAAUUAAUCAUUGUGUGGAUCCCUAGAUGGCUGAUCUGGCAUUAUAUGAGUUUUGGAUCAACAAAGAAAGACAACGGUGGCAGAUUACUGUCAUGGAAGGUGUUUGUUUUUGUUUUUUUCUUCUCUCCAGGCGACCGGAGUUGUGGAUGGAAACGUAAUCAGGGUUUUAUGCAGACUCCGCUGUAUCGGGGCCAACUCUGGUUCACCGGCAGUAGCUGACAAACUUUGGUGGGUUUAGAAGAAGGUUUAUUUAUGUCCUGGUUCUACCAUACAGCCAUUUUGUUGGAGCCUCACAUGCCUGCUCCCUGCGAGGUAUAUUCUGUGUUAAACCUUGAUGACUGCGUGGCAGUGAUUGGCACUACCAUAAUAUGGAUUCCAUAAAUUCAGAAUAACUGAAAGCUGUUUUGAGGAAGGUCCUUCUUACCUCUGGUCUCCAUUCCAUUUGCCAUAGUUUAAUUGUUUGUUUUAUUGACCUAUAAUACAGCGCUGCAGAAUAUGUUGGUCGUUUAUAAAUAAUUGCUGUAAUACAAUUUCCGUUUCCCUCUGUAGGGACUUGGCAAACCAUCUUGUUGAUCCUGAGCGACCAGGAGAUUUUAACCAAGCCAUGAUGGAGUUAGGGGCUACUGUGUGCACCCCAAAAAAGCCACGGUGCACCGAGUGCCCCUUACAAAGCCAGUGCCGAGCAUAUGAAAAGGUAAUGUGUGUUUGUGUUGAUCCAGUCACUGCCCUUGAUUCCACGCCAUGUGAACACUGGGUGAUACAGAGCUCUCGGGGAAAGAGUUAAAGAACCAAAAUGGUUAUUAAAUAGGGGAUAUUUUUCUGAUCUUUUUUCUGUAUAAACUACUACUUUAAUUGUUUUGUUUUUGUUCCUUUGCUGUAAUAAAAUCUGUUUUUAUUUUUAUGAAUGCUGUUAACAGUGCUUUCUCCAUGGUUUAGGUCUAGGAGGUGGGCAAUGUGAUGCUAGUGUUUCUAUUGUUGUGUUUUAGCCCAGUUUGAAUGCCGUGAUGUGUUUGGCCUUUUCUGUUCUGGUUUAGACCAGCUGUGGCCAAGGGGCAACAUGGUGAAUUGUGCCUCACCUGAAAUUGAUAUCAUUAAACCAUCGCUACUAGAAAUUCAAUGUCUGUUAUAGAUCAGCUGUUACCUAUACAGGAGACGAUGUGUCUGGAUUUAAUUUGGCAAUGUACAGUUUCAUUCACACAUCGAUUGCGGCCUGUGCUUUGUCCAGCUUUAUCUGAUGAAUGACAUGGCUACUUGCAGGUGGAAGCCGAUUUAACAUCAGCCGCUGCUAAUCUAACAAACAGAAAUCCCGACCCUAAAUCUGCAGCUGGCGACAUUGAAGAGUGCGGUGAGUGCCGUGGAGUCUGGGACUGGGACUGGUUUUAUCACUCACCUCUCCGCAACAAUUCAAUCAUACAAAUCAUCUGCUCUCUGAUCUAUUUUAUUAGCCUUUUAAGAAGUUGAUAAAAUUAAAUUGUAACAUUCUAGGACAGGGAUAAUUGUUAAAGGAUUACAGAUCCCAUGAUGCUUUGCCAGCCUUUAAGCUAAAGCUCAUUGUAGGACUUGUGUUUCUAUAUCAACUGGUGGUUGUCAUGAUGGGGAUCAUUAGAAAGGGGGGAGGGUACUGCAUUUCCACUGAUAGUGUUUAUCAUAUUGGGGGCAUAAUGUAUAUACACUGAUAGGCUAUAUUAUACACUAUGAAGGAUCAUUAUAAAUGGGAUACCGUACUUACACUUAUAGAUAUAAUGUGUAUAUACACUGAUAGGCUAUACUAUACACUAAUAAGGAUCAUUAUAAUGGGAUACCUUACUUACACUGAUAGAUAUAGAUAGAGAUAUAUAUAUAUAUAUAUAUAUAUAUAUAUAUAUAUAUAUACACUGUAUACACUGGUGGUGAUUAUUAUAAAAGGGGGGGAUACUAUAUAAAUUGAUGAUCAUUAUAAUGGUCGGAUACGGUGUAUACCCUGAUAGGUUUCAGUAUGAUGGGGGGUACGGUGUGUACCCUAAUAGGUUUCAAUAUGAUGGGGGAGUACCGUGUAUACCCUGAUAGGGUUUAUUAUGAUGGGGGGGGAUACGGUGUAUACCCUGAUUGGGUUUAUUAUGAUGGGGGGGGAUACGGUGUAUACCCUGAUUGGGUUCAUUAUGAUGGGGGGGAUACGGUGUAUACCCUGAUUGGGUUCAUUAUGAUGGGGGGGAUACGGUGUAUACCCUGAUAGGGUUCAUUAUGAUGGGGGGAUACGGUGUAUAUCCUGAUAGGGUUUAUUAUGAUGGGGGGAUACAGUAUAUACCCUGAUAGGGUUCAUUAUAAUGGGGGGGGAUAUGGUGUAUUCCCUGAUAGGGUUCAUUAUGAUGGGGGGAUACGGUGUAUACCCUGAUGGGGGGGGAUGUGGUGUAUACCCUGAUAGAGUUUAUUAUGAUGGGGGGAUACGGUGUAUACCCUGAUAGGGUUCAUUAUGAUGGGGGGAUACGGUGUAUACCCAUAUAGGGUUUAGUAUGAUGGGGGUAUACGGUGUAUACCCUGAUGGGGGGGGGAUACAGUGUAUACCCUGAUAGGGUUUAUUAUGAUGGGGGGAUACGGUGUAUACCCUGAUAGGGUUCAUUAUGAUGGGGGGAUACGGUGUAUAUCUUGAUAGGGUUCAUUAUGAUGGGGGGAUACAGUGUAUACCCUGAUUGGGUUCAUACGGUGUAUACCCUGAUAGGGUUCAUUAUGAUGGGGGGAUACGGUGUAUUCCCUGAUAGGGUUCAUUAUGAUGGGGGGAUACGGUGUAUACUCUGAUAGGGUUUAUUAUGAUGGGGGGGAUACGGUGUAUACCCUGAUUGGGUUCAUUAUGAUGGGGGAUCCCUGAUGGGUUCAUUAUGAUGGGGAUACGAUAGGGUUCAUUAUGAUGGGGAUACGUGUAUACCUGAUAGGGUUCAUUAUGAUGGGGGGGGGAUACAGUGUAUACCCUGAUAGGGUUUAUUAUGAUGGGGGGAUACGGUAUAUACCCUGAUAGGGUUCAUUAUGAUGGGGGGGAUACGGUAUAUACCCUGAUAGGGUUCAUUAUGAUGGGGGGGGGGUGGGGUUACUAUAUUUACACUGAUAGAAGUACUAUGACUACUGAUGGUGAUUGUUUUGAUGCACUCACUUUCUGUUUCUAUUCAGAUUUGGCCCACGGUUCAUGCACAUUGUGCUUGCCUUCUUCUGACCACUGGGACAGAUCGCUUGGGGUGACAAACUUUCCCCGCAAAUCUGCAAAGAAGGCGUCACGGGUGGAACAAACCUUAACUUGUGUGUGGCAGAGACGUGGACAAGAGGAGGAGCCAGAAUAUUUACUCGUUCAGAGACCCAGCUCAGGUAGAUGAGAUGUAUGUCAGUACAACCCAAGGUAAAACAGUAUAAUAGUGAUGCAAUGAGAACAUAUCCUGUGCCUGGUUUAUACCCCACCCAGCACAGGCCUGCAGAUAAUAUACAACGAGGGAGUGGUUUAUAGACUGGGCUGGAUUACGAUUGGCCUGUAGUUGCAAUCUCUGGACUAUACUCCCCAACGGCAAGAAAACAGGGUGCAAUACUCCGUAUUCUCGUACACCCUGUUUUGUUUGCUCUCUCGCUAAGGUGAAAGGGUAAUCCAAACAUGGACCCCUAGCUUACUGUGCCUAGAGGGAUGUCGCCUAUACCUCACUGACCAGGUCUAAACGAUCAUCUGGGGCUGCUGUAUCUCUCGUGGAGUGGGAGCCGGCCUGCAUUUCGGAUCUUAACCCCCUUAUUAGGCAGACUAGAUGGGCCGAAUGGCUCUUAUCUGCCGUCACAUUCUCUGUUUAUGGCUGGGAUCAGUCUGAUAUGCAAAUGGUUUAGGUUCUCUCUGUAAUGGCACAAGAUGAGCUAAAACCAGCUUGAGAUCUGAGCGAAGAUUAACCGAAGGACAGGCUACAUUGUUUUUAUAUUCUUUAUUUAUACGUAAAUCACUGGUGUGAGAAGUGUUGAAGUACAAAUACAGUUAUACAGCAGUAGGUAAACCGAUAACAAGACACCAUCUACAUUAGUGACAAUUAUAGUGAACUGAAGAUUUUUGUAUAUAUGAUAGAGCUCUGCAUUUGUUAAUAUUGACCUGAAUGUCGCUAAUGGUUAAUAAAGGCUAGAGUUGGCACACUAUAGCUUGAUUUAUAUAAUAAUGAAAAACAACUAAACAUGUCACACUCGAUUGCCAGCACACUGGGGAUAUUAAAAUGAAGUGUGAUAAUCCAGGAAGUGAACCCUAAUUACAAGCCCCCUGCUUGUUCUGGUUUAAAAAAGGAAAUUAUAAUGAUAAACCACAUUAAUAGUUCUGUAUGUAUUCAUUUGAAUUCCGGUCCGGCUUUGUCAGAGUUCUGCUUCUUGCUCUUCCGAUCCAUGUCAGCCAGGCCUGCAGCACCACCCAAGUUAGGGCUAUAAAACGUUGCAAAAUCGAUUGGAGUAGGGAUCAGUUUCGGAGCUUAUAGACAGCGUGUCCUCCUGCUUCAUUCGCUAAGCCCUGCCCCUACUGUUUUUUGGUUUGUUUUCUCUACAUUACUCAAGAUACUCAGACAGCCUAUAGGAAAUGGCCGUGUGUGCUUUGUAGAAUGUCUGCUCUGUUGGAUACUAUUAUAAUAGUUAAUACACUGGCAGUUCUAUACGAAUAGGUGCAAGAGAUAAUCCCAUGCGACACUAGGGCCAAAGCAAACAGCCAAAACUUCUCCAUUUAAUAUUGUUUGAUAAGCUUUUCUAAUAAUUUUAUAUUUUUGGAUAAACUUUUAAAGUUUUUUUGUUUGUUUUUUUCGUCUUCAAAAUUUUAUUAAAUAAAAUCAUCAAGGGGGCUUGCCCAACAUGGCGAACAGUCGCACAUCGCAUGAGCUCUGGGAGAAAUCCUGUUAAUAACACCUCAAACUUGGUCUUACAUGCCUCUGCUGACUCACAGCUCACCCAGGAUUCGUACUCUAACACAUCUGAUAGCCGACACUGCUUUUCCUGCUGGACGACUUACAGUGGCAAUAUUGCGGCCUAGGGAUUGGGGGAGAUGACCGAUCCCUCAGCCCACAUUCUAGUCGGACCCAUGGUGGACCGCCCUGCCUCCCCCCCUGCCGGUGAGGGUUAUCCCAGCAUUCUCAACAACUUACCUUCAUCUGGGACUGAGCUACGUGCAACCCGCCAACAUCUACGGGCCUAACUACGGUUCUCAAAAUGGCGCCGGAACGCGAACCUGUAAAACGUGAGGCCUAAUCUAAGCUUCUUGGCAGCAUUCGACAAAAUUUGUAAAGCCUUUUAGCAGACCCUGUCCACAGGCUCACAGGCGCUGAUCUCACCAAAAGGAGCAGCCACACUCUUACUCACCCCCCACCAGAGAUACCAAGUGGGCCCAAGAAGCCCUCCUGUACCCUUGAGGAGCUGCUGUAUUGGGAGUGUGAACCUUCGACAUGCUCACCGCAUAUGUGAGGAGACAGAAUCGAUCCUCGCUUCGCCCUCACCCCCCAGCAGUACAAUGGCCUCUACUGGAGCAUGCUUGGUCCAGUAGAGGACCACAGAGCCCUGACAGGCUGUUUCUCCAGUGCGCCUGUAAGCGUUACUCAUCUGCAGCACCUGGCAACUCAUAAAAGGGGCAUCGGCUGAUUACCUUACCUCACCCAGAGACUCUUACCCAUGCAGUCUCUGAAAGGGUUAAUCGACUUCUCUUUAACUCCCUCAGUUUUCGAAUCUCCAGGUCACCACAUCAAUUGAUGAGAGCUUCUUGUUUAGCAAAUAAAGACACAGGCACAAAAGAGUGCUUAACAAGUUCUCAAUGAGUAUAUUUUCAGGGCUAGCAUUUAUACACAGUUUGUCACGCAAGCAGCGAGAUUUAUCGCUUCUUUAUAGUUAAUAGUACAUACUUGUGUGGCAGUAGAAGAUAAGCAUUUGAAUAAAGACAGAACAGGAACAUCCUGAGGUUCGAGCGAGGUCGCACAUCCUCUAGAAGGAAGACCUUGGUACAAAAUACAUCUGCCAAAGUCAGCAUAAUUAUUUCAAACAUUAUUUUAAAGCAUAUAAAGCAAAAAGAGUUUAACUAUUUCAUAUCCUUACAUUCCCCUCUUUGAGCAAAAACUUGCUCAUAUUAUCGGUUAACAUUCUCCCAGGACAGAGAAACUUUCACAUUAUGGCAUUCCUAAGCAAUCAUGUGGUCUACAAGAAACAGAAACUCAGCAGGAAAAAAGACACUUCAUACUUUUGUAGACACAUAUAUAGAAAAUGGAUGUUUAAGACAAAAUGAAACUUGGGCUUAUAGCAAAUAUAUUAUUGCAAAUAGCUGACAUUGUAAGAAAUUAUGACCCUCUUACAGGGAUAUUCUUUUAGGGAAUGUGUGACAAAUAAGACAUAAACACAAGUGUAUAAUAAAAUGUAUUGUAAAUAUUCAUUUAAGGAUACUGUUAGAUUUUAAAAGGAUAUACACAAUAUACAUUAUACAUUAUAUCCGGUACAUAAUCAAAAGCUACAUAAUAAAAGGCAAUACUUAAACAUUUAAAUGCAGGUCUUCCCCUUGCGCCUUCAUCUUGGGUAAUCUGGGACAGCCUCUCUUAGUUCACCAUGGCCCUGCUUGCUGCGUUGUCCUCUCCAAAGAGAGAGAGAAAGAGAGAGAGCCUUCCUUGGUUGUUGUCCUUUUAAAGACUGAUUCUUGGAGUAAUAAACUACAAGUCCCAGAAUCCCUUUUCCUUCCCAAAAGUGGUUUAUCCCGCCCUCUUUCUCCAGAGAGUUCUGUCUUUACACAAGUCUUUCCCUUUGAUCUUUUCCCUCCAGCCAUACUGUAACAUUGUGAAAGACCAGUUGAUUAGGUUUCUUGGUAGAUUGGACUGCUUGGGAAAACACACACUUUCAUGGUUACACCUAGAUGUCUAUUACUCUGAUCUCCUGAUAACAUGCAAGGAAUACUGGAGGGAUGUAAGCUUUUGUUUUAGCUGGGUGUUGUAAAAUGCAACUGAAAGCUUUGAUCCUUAUCACACUGUUAUCAAGGAAAUGACCCUCACUUGUGAAACCAGUCACAUACACAGAAAGUUAUAUACAAUAUUGCAGUUUGGAAUAUCAAUUUCUUACAACAUGUUAACCAGUUUUAAACAGACUAACCAGCCUGUCAUCUCUAUCAUAAGCCCUGGGUAAAUAUGGGCAAAGUGUAUUAUUCCCAGCAGUUGAUUUCCUCCUUCGUCCACGGAAGUGGGCUCAUAUAGUCAAAGUAGGAAUAAUACCUAUCCCCCGUCCAAGGACCGGGGUCUAGGAUUACCAGUCCACCCGAUGAUCUGGGGCGUGGCAAAAACUCAUAUUUGAGGAAAAAUAACAUCUGGGGAAAACAUGAGUGGGGGCAGCGAUCGUGUUAGACAUGUCAUCCCCUCACAGUUGACACCACUUGUGACUUAUAAUACCCUCACCUGUGAGUACAUAGCUCGGGUAUCGGGAGGAAUUGGGAAACACUUCUUACAUAUUAAUUCAUGAGAUAAAUUAUAAUCUAGCUUGAAAUUCUGACAAUAAUCACAACCAGGACCUUGCGUCCUAUAUCUUUUAACCAUUUCCCUAUUCCAAAGGUCCAAUCAAAACCAGUCAUAUCCUCACGCAGUUCCUCAAAACAUGGGAAUCCAUCCUUGGCACACUCAACAUAUAUCAAAAACACACAUAGUACAUCCAUCCCUGGGUCAUCUAACACUUCCUCUCUCUCCGGCUAACUCUACAAAAAUAAAAAUAGUUCAAUAGUUCAGCAUAGUUCAGAAAAAUAGAAUAAGUCUUUCACAGAGUAUAAAGAAAUCAGUUUAUACACCAGACAUUUUGUUCCAUAAAAAUGGCUAAGGGUAGCAAUAUGGCUGACAACAAGACAAUGUCAGCUUCCACAUAGUUCUUCUUUUGUUUGCUGGAUUUUCACCACAAUGCUCUGUGCAACACCCCAAUGGUUGAAAGGGUUAUUACAGAACCAGCGGUAUUAGACAGCACUGCACCUUCAGGACUUUCCAGGUUCUUGCGUGCAAAGUUUAUGUCCUCAUAAGUAAGUAUCUCAGUUUCUUCGGCCUGCAUGGAUAAUGACCAAACAGACGUAAUUGCAAAAUACUUAUUGCAUGGUCAGCCAGAGAGAUUGGUGUGUAGUCCCAGAAAUCAGGCGGCACAAACACUCCAGGACGGUCUCUACAAUCAUACAAACACAAGGAUCAAUACAACAUCAAUUAAUUAAUUACCUAGGCUAAAACUUAAAUUAGAGAUUAAGGUUAAACCCAUAAUUUGUGUAACAUGUACUUCUCUUAUAUUUGCUUAUAUUUUAUGCAAUCUGUGUUCUAUGAAGUUUUACAUAAUUUCCCUUUGGAAUGCCUUUGUACGGAUGAGAGUAGCACUCACUCUAUAGAAAUGCUUGUUAGGAUGAAUAUUAAAACACUAACAUAUACACAUGGGGAUAAUUCCCAAUAAAACUUAGUUCCUAAACUUGAACCUUGAUUUGAUAUUCAAAAUUAAUUACUUUAAUAAUCCUGAAUAAUUCAAUACUCUUGGAUUAACACAUAAAACUAUAUAAAAUAUUAAAGACAUGAACCAUCUGUGUAUUAGGCUGGGGUUGUUGGGUGUGGGUAUAGGUUGGAAGCUGUGGUUGGUAUUGAGGAAUCUGUGGGGGUGGGUUUGGGCUCUAAUUUUUCCAGUGACCCUGCUAUCCACAAUUAGAACAGUGUGUUCCACCAAUGCUGACGUUGUUACCUCUACAAAAGUUAGACCCUUUGACCAAAUCCUCUACCUCUGCUUUUAAAACUUUUCUGAUUCAAUCUCCUAUCACCUCCCAAAUUUCUUUGUCUCGCCUGCUUAGGAUCACAAUCCUUGUGACUGCUACAACAUACCUUUUCCUUCUUUCUUUCUAUCAAAACAACCUGCUGUAUCUUUCUCAUGAAUCUUCCCAAGAAAUUCAUUUGGGGUCAAAGAGGGCAAGUCACAGACCAACAAGGAACAAAAGUGAACAAGGAGGAAGCAUAUUCCAUAUGCAGGUCGGGAUUACCGAACUCACACCCCCUCUUUGUGUACCACACAGAUAUAAUAUUAAUAAGCUUUUAAAGGUUUAAUGGAUAGUUACAUUGUGUAUAUAAAGCAAGGUUGUCUAGGGGUAUAUACAUCGACAAUGAAAGCAUAGCCUUCGUAUAGGGCUUGCAAUACUGACAGUCUGUGUCAUGAGCAUAAUGCAGACAUGCGGUUAGGUACUUUUCCAUUGUUAUAAUAUAUUGAAAACACUGAGACUUUGCAAAUUUUUAAAACGCAUAUAGCUUCCUGUACCUGGGGCCGUGCAAGGAUGUAGUUGGGACAUAUUUCAAAUUGAGUAUCAAAAGUCUAACCACAAAACUAAAUGUUAUACGCUUAUCAAGAAAACCGGUUUAACCCGUACUUUGGUAUACAAUUUGGUACAUACAAUUGUUUCAUUCUAGCUGGCUGGAUUUUGUAAAAACACUAAAUGCUUGCGUUAAUGAUAUGCAAAUCACUCUGCUAGUUAAACUCCUACACAAUGGACAAUAAAAUACGUAAAACACAUAACACACCAAUUCAUUUCAAACCAUAUAACUCAUAUUCAGCAUCCAAUGUAAUAUUACACGUCAUCUCACAAAACAGACGUAGUAUAAACACAUAAUGGAUACCCAGCAGAUAUGCCAAUACAGAAAACACAUUCAUGGGCACGCAACUACACACUCUGUGUCCUUCCUAGGAAACACGGGUAGACACAAUAUGAAAGCAGUCGUAAGCUAACACCUCCAAAUCUCCAUUUCCAUAUAGCUAAAGCAGAUCACAACACAGAGCCUCUCUGAGCUGAUAGAACCACUCCAACUCCAACUACUCUUGGCCAAAACGCUAGUAUUUGAUAGUUAUUUGGCUGGCAUUUUCUAGUCACUAGACUGAGACAAAGUUAUUCAAAUAUAAUUUAAAACAACACAGUAACAUAUAAAUUAAUCCACUUUCCAGUUAAGCUGCACACUUCACACAUUAUCACAGUCACCAUUUACACAGAAUAAACAGUUAACAGCUGUACUCAGAACAUAUUAUUGUAAGGUAUACCAAUUUUAGUUUGUAUUAGAUUUAUUUUAGGGAUUCUUAUGCAUACAUGUUUUUUCUUAAUUAACGUCAUUACUUUAAUCUACUAUAGUAUUGUAUAUAAAGAAAGGAUCCAUUUAUAUAGCGCGCUCAUAACUCAAAUAUUUGUAUGAAACUUCCAUUAACUAAUCUGAGAUGAUGCUGCAUCAAUUUAAAUCUUAUAGAAAUUGAGCAAAUAUCUGGACCAGAUUACACAGACAUGGUUUCACCCAAAUCUUUCAGAACUCUCAGAGACUUAAAAAUUUAUACUAUACCAUGUUCUAAGGCAUGGCAAACCUUAGACCGGUCAGUCUCCAAGAGCCUUAGUAACACAGGUAGAAACCUUUGUCCAUGAUCUCUGAUCCAGACUAUAUACCACAAUUUAAAAGAACACAUAGAAUGUGAGACAUAGAAGACACAAAACAUAUGCAGUAGGUGUUGCAUUGGAUCAUUUAAAGCAUCUGUAGCAAUAAAAAGGUUAGCUUAGAGCACAAAAUGAAGCAUUUGUUGGACUGCUGAAAAUAUAAAUGUUGCUCUCUUAUUUACAAACAAAAAUCAUAUUUACAGUAUGGAUCCUCUUGCAAUAAACACACAGGGCAAGGAAGAUGUGCUGAUUGGUGUUCUAUACAAUUAAUCCCAUACGGGGAAUUAACUUUCAAAUACUAAUGAAGUGACUUUUUCGUCUCAGUAUAAAAAAUACUGAGCUCAUCAUGCAAACAAUGUAACACAUUUACUCUAUCCCACUCUCAUAGAAAGUGUAGUGGGCUUAUGGUAUUAAAGUAACAAUCAUACCAGGCACACAGAUCCCAUGUGAAAUAACUUACAAUAAAACAGAGUAAUAAACUAUACUUCUAUGCGACAGAAAGAAUAAAGCAAAAUAUUUAAGUAGGUUUAUCAGGUACACCCUGCGAGUCAGUUCUUUUCUAAUAUACAGUACUGGUAUCAUAUAUAUAUAUAUAUAUAUAUAUAUAUAUAUAUAUAUAUUGGUCACUCAGGCCCUGAACUCACAUUUUCCAUACUGCUGACUCAGGGCAGACACACUACUAACUUACCAAAGUGUGUCCCCAAUACAGACCAUAACCCACAAAGAACACUUAAGACAAACAAAGGUGACCGGGAGAAAGAGAAGUUUGGGUUAUACUUAUAGAUCUAUAAACCGUGCUCCUCAGAACACCUAUAGCCUUAAUAAAUCGGAGACUUCUUAUGGUCUCAAAACCUGUAUCUACCUGAGAUACCCUGUAUCUAUCUUAGAUACUAACCUGGGUUACCAAAACCCUAUAAUAAACUGGAGAUCUCUUAUGGUCUCAAAAACCUGUAUCUACUUGAGAUACCCUGUAUCUAUCUUAGAUACUAACCUGGGUUACCAAAACCCUAUAUAUUUAGACCAAAUGUCUAAUAAACCGGAGACCUAUUUACAGUCUCAAUAUAACUAAAGUCCUUACUGUCACAUCAUGCCUUGUUCUGCGGAUCAGUCUGGUGAUGGCUUCUGGUAUCCAGUACUCUUUUUACAAUUCUUGUUAAGUUUUUCUUGGUUUUUUGGUUUUCUAUUCUAUGUCUGGUUUUCCUUAUGCUGGGUUUUCUGGGUUCAUUCCAUUAUUCCGUCCCUGGAAUUCCCAGUGUCCGGGUUUCCUUUAAAUGUUUGUUUUAUGUUGCCACACCUGUUUGUUUUCCAUUUUCCUUUUGUUUCGGCCUGGACCUGCAGCAGUGUUUCAAGUCUCUGCCCUUUCUUGCAGGUAAGUGCUAUUGUGGUUUAGUAUGGUUGUUUUAGCAAACAUUAGGCAGUGUAGGACCUGCCGGAUAUGGGGUACAUUGGCGUUGUUGGCAGGCUUGUGCAAUGUAUGAUCAUAUAAUGUGACUAAAUCCCCAUACUUUUCAUAUAUAGUGCUUAGUUAUGUCUCCUCUUGUUUUGCCUAUUAUAUCUUGUCUUGUUUUAUGUUGUAAUCCCAGUUCAUGUACAGUCCUGUCCUGUCCUGCCCUGUUCUUGUUUUCCUCAUGUCUUGUGUACAUGUUCUGGGUUCUGCUUUCUGUCCUGCUCUGGUUCUGGGUUAUAUUAGUUCUGUCUUGUUUUCAUGUUUGGUGACUUUCCUAGCCUUGCCUUGUUUCAGUACUGGAUACAUCUUAGCAUUCAUCUGCUCUGGCUUCCACUAAGCUGCAACAGGGUCUUGGUUUGUAGCCGCACAAACACUGGUGCUCAACACCAGGGGGAGUGCGUUUACCCUGCACCAGGCCCUGUAACCCACUUUCACGCUGAAGACUCCCAACUUCUCAUCAGGCACUCAGGGGUCCCGAUUUCCGCACCGCCGCCCGGACAGUGUCUGGGUCCCAGGCCCCGGACCACCACCCUGACAUAUGGCCGUAGGCACUUGGAGUUCGUGGAGUGGACUUUGCAGCUUUCCUGUUCUGUCUGUGUCGUGUCAUGCCUGGUUCUUCUGCUUGCAAGAGAUCCUGUAUCUGGACCAGUCUGCUGGAGAUGGCUUCCUUAUUUUUGUCGUGGAGGAGGUCGAUCUGCUAAGCUGUACGGUGGUCGCUUCAGGUGUUCUCUUGUGAUGCUUCGUUCCUGUUUCAUGGCAGUGCUCCUAUUCUGGAUUGAAUCUCUGUCCUGGCUGGUGGUUCCUUUGCAGGAGUGCAGUCUAUCUUGCAAAUGUCCUACAAAAAAAUAUGUCUAAUACCUUGAUUACCUUUCUGAUUUUAUGCAAAUGUUCUUAAUGUACCUUAUGCAUGUCAAAAAUAAAGAAUUAAAAAAAAAUAAUAAUAAAAUGAGGAAAAUAUUUUUCAAAAUAUUAAAUUGGAAACGCAUAUCCAAAAAUAUAAAAAAUCAGGGCCUGUGUUUGUUCACUGUGUUUAAAGGGACCCUAUAGGCACCCAGACCACUUUGAGAAACUGUAAUGUAUACAUUGCAGGGUUUAUACAUUGCAGGGUUUACACAGCCACUAGAGGCGUUUCCUGCAGUUUCAAGGAAUUUAAUCCUGUGAAAUAACGCUGGAUGUCCUUACGCUUUUCAUGAGGUCGUCCAGCGUCUUCAAAUCCCCCAUAGGAAAGCACUGAUUCAAUGCUUUCCUGUGCUGAAGGCCUAAUGCACACCGCGGAAACGCAAUGAUAUCAGAGGAGGCGGAGAAUUCAGUAAGUGUUUAAACGGUUUUUCAUCACAGAGGGGAAGCCGUGGGGUAAAGGGACAUUAUAGUGUUAGUACAACUUUGUAUUCCUAACAGUAUCGUGUUCCUUUAAUGAGGACAGGAAUCUUGGCAAAUAUUAUUUUUUUUAUUGAUUACUAGAAAGGGUUUUGAGAUUGGGUAACCAUGGCUUCAUUCUGUCAUCUUUCUUUUUCACCUCGAAAAAGGGCUUCUCGCAGGGAUGUGGGAGUUUCCUAGCAUGCUUUUGGAGAACAAACUCACUGAAAAAGAUGGAGGACUGGCACUGGGCAACUAUCUUCAGGAGGUUACAGGCCACGUGGUCCCUUUGAACAAGCUGCAGUAUGUAGGAGAGGUAAGUCACAGACUCUGCAAUUAUCACCCUAGAACUGAGUAAGAAAUACUGACCCACACAAAGCCACCACGUGGCUAUUAAUUAUUCAGCACAAAUUAGAUAUAAAUUAUAUUCUUACCUUUGGUGUCAGGGCUGUUGAAAUACUUACUUUUACCUCGUUUCCCCACAAGAUCACCGACCCUGUCUUCUCUCCUGCAGGUGGUCCACAUAUUCUCUCAUAUUCACCAGACAUACCUGGUCUACUUCCUGUCUACAAGCCGCAUCGAGGCAGUCACCAUUAAUGAAGAGCUUUCUGAAUGUCCAGCCUCUCGUUGGGUCUCCAGAAACCAGUUUCUGGAAGCUGCCGUGUCCACAGCGAUGAAAAAAGUAAUCUUUAUGUCUUGUUUUGAUUAUGUGUAUUUGAGUAAUUCACUCAUGACCCUACCACAUUAACAAGGUCUUCAAAAUAGGGAAUAUCAUUUUCUCCUUUAUUUUUCUUUUCUAUUUUCUUUAUUUGGCAGAUUCUGAAGCUGUGUGAGAGGAACAACAGCUCCAGUAACAGUACAGUGAGUAAACGCCAUUAGAUUUACAAAAGCAACCUGUUAUUCACUAGAAUGCUUCUUGAAUGGAAAAUUGAAUCUUUAGGCCACAUUUUUCCACCAGUUUUCCAUCUCACUUAUUUUAGCCUUGACCUCCAUGUUUGAACAGCACACGACAGCUAACAACUUCAAUUAAAAAAUAAUUAAAUAAAAUUCUCUCUUUUAAAGCCAGGAAAACGGAAGAGAGACGGAUCUGUCUUGCAGCCACCAGGCAGAAGAAUCAAGAUAGAGACUGAAAAUCAAAGGUCAAUACAGAGCUUCUUCAAACCGACCAAUAGGAAGUGACCUGCGACCUGCAGGUCCAAUGAUGGAUAGCAUUACUGGCUCCAGUCUGCUGUAUUGAGAGCAGAUCAGUAAGUUUUACACAAAGAUCCCGUCUGCUGCGGAUCCCAAAGAACUGCAUUUUUAUCAGAAUUUCACGUGGUUUUAUAUUUUUGUAUAUUAUGCUAAUUUCCUUUCCUAUGUGUUUUAAUACAAUGUGUGCAUCCCUAUUCUGUGUUUUAUUGAUAUUUAAUCCCAAAUCAUGCAGAUCUAUUUGUUACAGUUACACAAUUAACAUUUUUUUUCUAAUUAAUUCUAUAUUUUGUGGUUUUCUUUUCUAAGCUGUUCUAUGAUUCUAGAUAUGUAAAUGCAUAGCGUGGUUGCUGGGCAUCAUGGGAAAGGUAGUUCAAAGAACAUCUGGGCUGCCAGUGUUAGGCGUCCCUCCCCAUGGCUAUUUCAGGAUACGUAAGGUUUCACUGUUGAUUCAUGGAGCAGCAGAUAAAGAUUGUAUGGGAUUUACUAGCCAGCCACUUCAUUGGAUGCAGGAUGGGGUCACAGGGAACAUUAAAUGGAGCAUUUAAUGCGCUCAAUAAAAUAGUCUGGGGGCAGUGGUCCUUGAUAUGUAAAGCAUCGCCAUUUACUAGAGCUACUUUUUCUGGAGUGGGGGGUCUGGCUAAAGCGCCAGACGUUAAACCUAUAAAGAGUUGAGCAUAUAAAAAGCCACAGCAUAUUAAUGAGGCCAAUAUUUAUAAAAUGCAUUACAGUAGUAUUUGUGCCCGGAGUGUACCUUUAACAGCUUCAAUACCAAUAACGAGUAUAAACUGUUUUGAUUUCAUGUAUUCUGCAUUAUGAAAUCUAAUGUUUAAAGCCUCCCUCACCCUCAUUUAUACUCUAGUUAUUAUAAUCAGCCCAUAGAGGAAAGGAUGUCUCUACCAAAAGCUGCUAGUCACUGAUAUAAUGAAUGUAAAAUUGCUGAAAGUACAGGAAGUUUCAAUGGGUGAUAUCAUUCUUACAGUCAGUGAGGGGGGAGGAGUGAAUGGACUCUACAAUUUCACUGUGCAGAACAACAAAGUCAGUUAAUAUAAGAGGGUUAAAGAUGAAACAGGAGCUGCAAUGGUGAACCUCACAAACACCACUAAGAUAAAGCAAACAAACACUUAUAUAAAAAAAUAAGAAAAAACUCCCCAAUGUUAAUGAAUACCACCUGAUACAGUAUAUAUCAGAAUCAAUGGACAGUAAGCAGCACGAAUAGGUCGUCUGAUGAAGCCCAGGUCACAUGGGUGAAACGCAUUGCGUCACGAGUGGGCAGAGCCAGGAUCCGAAACAAGGAAGCAACUGGAGCUGCUGACUUUUAACCUUUUUGUGGAAACUUGUACAUCACACGCCCAGAACUUGUUGAGUAAGCAGUUUUAAUUGUCA
This is a messenger RNA of Pelobates cultripes (western spadefoot toad), 34136 nucleotides long. The record is from the annotation of a GenBank genome assembly. Lineage: Eukaryota; Metazoa; Chordata; Amphibia; Anura; Pelobatidae.